This is a messenger RNA of Nerophis lumbriciformis (worm pipefish), 1703 nucleotides long. The record is from RefSeq and is a predicted model, not a curated record. Lineage: Eukaryota; Metazoa; Chordata; Actinopteri; Syngnathiformes; Syngnathidae.
AAGACGUGAGAAGGACGCUAAUAAGUCAGUCUUAUUAUUUGUUCUCCAGUUUGAAAUAUUUACGUCCUAUAAAAUACAUCUAAGAUUCUUUAUUCAAGGAUAAAAUGGUCUCGAUGUGCUAGAAGCACUGUGCCGCUUCUCGUGCUCGUUUAUUGUUAGUUAGCUUAGCUCGCUAGUUAGCUUAGCUUGUUAGCUGCUAACAGAAGUUAUCAACACAUCGCUAAGUAGAGAUCAAGUGUGAGAGUAAAGUGUUGUGAUUGUGUGAAAAUGUCUACAUUACACAUGUUGAGAGCGUUGGUGGAUCAGCGACUAACUGCUGCCGUUGAAGAAAUAUUUGUAGUGUUAGAAAGAACGAUAGCAGAAUACGAGGCGGAACGUUCUAGAACAAAGGAGGAGAACAAGCUACUAUUGGACGCUGUUUUCAAGAAACAUCAAGUUGUGUUACACAGAACAGACCUCAAUGAAGAACAUUAUCUCCAUCAGCAGGAGGAGGAACCACAGCCCCUCCACAUUAAAGAGGAAGGAGAGGUACCAAAGCUCCAACACAUUAAAGAUCCACAGCCCCCCCACAUUAAAGAGGAAGAAGAGGUACCAAAGCUCCAACACAUUAAAGAUCCACAGCCCCCCCACAUUAAAGAGGAAGAAGAGGUACCACAGCUCCAACACAUUAAGGAGGAAACAGAGGAUCCACAGCCCCCCCACAUUAAAGAGGAAGAGGAGGAACACAGCAUCAGUCAGCCUAAAUGGUUGGAGGAGUUCCCAGUGACUGGUGUCCCUGUGAAGAGUGAAGAUGAUGAGGUCAAAGGUGAAAGUGAGGAGAAGAGAGAGGCGGAGCCUCCAAGCAGCAGCUCAACACAACACAUGACAACAGAAGCUGAUGGAGACCACUGUGGAGGAUCACAAGCAGACAAGAUCUGUUCAAUCUGUGGUAAAGGUUUCGAACGAAGUCACAAUUUGAAAGUACACAUGAGAACACACACUGGUGAAAAACCUUUUCCUUGUUCAAUCUGUGGUAAAGGUUUUAGAAGGAAGGAACAUUUGGAAAAACACACUAGAACACACACUGGUGAAAAAUCACAUUCCUGUUCAAUCUGCAACAGAAGCUUUUGUGAACGAUCAACACUUGUAGCACACAUGAGAAGACACCCAGGAGAGAAAGUGUUGAGUUGCAGUGUGUGUGGUGAAAGAUUGUCUUCUAAGUACCAGUGUAAGAAACACAAGUGUGCUGGUGAGAACAGCAGCAGCAAAUGAAGAUGCAGGAUUUGAAAUAAACUGUCAAGACUUUAAUGUUGACUUUCUAACAACAUCAGCACAUAUAACAUGUGUGACAUUGUUGUUUGUGUAACUAUCUUGUUAACAUGCUUCUAUAUUUUAGAUGACAUAUUCUAUACUAGUGAUAUUUUUCACUCAAAUACAUACAUUAAUAUGCAACAUUGAGUACUUUUAUUAAAAAUUGAAAGAGUGGAAACUCCCCCUCCAUUACUCGACACACGCCUGGAAGCCUGCGCACAUUUCUCAGUGAUGGAAGAGUGACUGCAGUGAAUAAUAAAGAGAAGGCAGAAUUAUUGGCUGAGACUUUUGCUAAAGUUCACAGUUCUGAGAAUUUGUUUGAGCAAGAAAAACAAGGCCAAUGGAAAACAAAUUGGGAAAUAGCGAAGCAUUUGGUGUCAAAUCUGAUUUUGGUGGACCCAAGAAUGCUUCUU